Homarus americanus (American lobster) is the source of this 5426-nucleotide messenger RNA. RefSeq names its product guanine nucleotide-binding protein G(o) subunit alpha (gene Galphao). The record is from RefSeq and is a predicted model, not a curated record. Gene Ontology annotation, cellular component: heterotrimeric G-protein complex. The transcript has 8 exons. Gene Ontology annotation, biological process: adenylate cyclase-modulating G protein-coupled receptor signaling pathway. Gene Ontology annotation, molecular function: G-protein beta/gamma-subunit complex binding; GTPase activity; GTP binding. Bases 698 to 1762 code for a protein of 354 amino acids. Lineage: Eukaryota; Metazoa; Arthropoda; Malacostraca; Decapoda; Nephropidae.
CACAUGGUGUGUUUUGGUUUUGUUUUAUUAAUGGAAGCAACACAGUCGAGGUGGUACGGGACACUACUCACUGUCAUGAAAAUUCGUGAAAAAAGAUAAAAAAAAAAAACGACAAAAAUAUUAGAAUCAUAUGUAGAUUCUUAUGGAAGGAGAAAGAAACUGCUUUUACCAAGGAGGACCAUUAGUGUUUAUAGAAGAGCUAGUUUAAGCCUUUGGAAUACACAAUAUAGACCGGACCUAGUGAAAAGCUUUUAUCAAUAAAUGCAAUAACAUAUUCUAGGAGGAAAACCUCGAGUGUGAUACUAGACAUAAGUGUGUAUGUGUCACUUGGCGUAGUUGGAGGUGAGGUGACGCGUGACGGCUCUGUGCGUCAUCAUCAUCCAGGCGUGUAGUGGGUGAGGUGACGGCUGGCUCUGUGCGUCAUCAUCAUCCAGGCGUGUAGUGGGUGAGGUGACGGCUGGCUCUGUGCGUCAUCAUCAUCCAGGCGUGUAGUGGGUGAGGUGACGGCUGGCUCUGUGCGUCAUCAUCCAGGCGUGUAGUGGGUGAGGUGACGGCUGGCUCUGUGCGUCAUCAUCCAGGCGUGUAGUGGGUGAGGUGACGGCUGGCUCUGUGCGUCAUCAUCAUCCAGGCGUGUAGUGGGUGAGGUGACGGCUGGCUCUGUGCGUCAUCAUCAUCCACGCGUGUAGCUAGAGCCGAGAUGGGCUGCACGAUGUCCAUGGAGGAGAAGGCGGCUAUGGCCAAGAGUCGGGAGAUCGACCGUGACUUGUUCUUCGCGGCCGAGAGCGCUGCCAGGGACGUAAAGCUCCUCCUCUUGGGCGCGGGCGAGUCCGGCAAGAGUACUAUCGUAAAACAAAUGAAGAUUAUCCACGAGUCUGGGUUCACGAGUGAGGACUUCAAGCAGUACCGGCCGGUGGUCUACUCCAACACCAUCCAAUCCCUCGUGGCCAUCCUUCGAGCCAUGCCCAACCUCGGCAUAUCCUUUGGCAACAACGAGCGGGAGCCUGAUGCUAAGAUGGUGUUCGACGUGAUCUCCCGGAUGGAGGACACUGAGCCCUUCUCUGAGGAACUCCUGUCGGCGAUGAAGCGCCUCUGGGCCGACACGGGCGUCCAGGAAUGCUUCGGUCGCUCCAACGAGUAUCAGCUUAACGACUCCGCCAAGUAUUUCCUUGACGACUUGGACCGGCUGGGAGCCAAGGAUUACCAACCUACCGAACAGGACAUUCUCCGAACUCGUGUUAAGACCACUGGCAUCGUUGAGGUUCACUUCUCCUUCAAGAACCUCAACUUCAAGUUGUUUGAUGUGGGCGGACAGCGAUCAGAACGUAAGAAGUGGAUACAUUGUUUUGAAGAUGUGACAGCUAUCAUCUUUUGUGUUGCCAUGUCUGAGUACGACCAGGUGCUGCACGAAGAUGAGACGACGAAUCGCAUGCAAGAGUCACUUAAGUUAUUUGAUUCCAUCUGCAACAACAAGUGGUUCACUGACACGUCAAUUAUUCUCUUCCUUAACAAGAAGGACUUAUUUGAGGAGAAAAUCAAGAAAAGUCCACUCACCAUAUGUUUUCCAGAAUAUUCGGGAGCACAAGAGUAUGGUGAAGCAGCCGCAUAUAUCCAAGCCCAAUUUGAAGCUAAGAACAAGUCGACUUCCAAAGAGAUCUACUGUCACAUGACCUGCGCCACCGACACAAACAACAUUCAGUUUGUAUUUGACGCCGUGACGGAUGUGAUCAUAGCGAACAACCUCCGUGGGUGUGGACUCUACUAAACUGUGCCUCUCCACCUAGAUGUGUUCAAUGUAGGGGAAACUUGGUACAGUCGUGGUCUAGCCCCCCUCCCCCCUCCUUCAGGAAAUGUACUUGCUUGCCUAGCGAGACAUUUAAUACUGGGAGAUUUUGCUAGUUGUACCAUACCCAUCAGCGACCUGCUCGUUUACUCCUGUUUGGACUGUAAUCAGAGUGAGGAAGCAGCCUAGUAGAUCAGGCUUGUGGAAGGUGGGAUUUUAUUUUAGAAAUAUAUAUAAACAAGAAGUCAGUGAUGCUAUUAAAGGAAUGAUUUAAGAUACAGUAUUUUCCAGUAAUGCCGGAUGUGAUUGUUAUGGUUCUUAAGACGAGGAAACUGUGAAUGAUGUUUGAAAAUUUUGGGAAUCCUUUCCUGUCUUGUAUAUUAGCACCAAUAUAAUUUGUAUUACCUACUGAAGCCUUACAGUUGUAGCUGCUGCCUACAAGUUGGUUUAUCAAGCUAUAAGAUUUAUCAUGGACUGUACUGUAAAUGCAAAACACAGGCACAAGUAAGCAAGAUUGCAUUUUUAUAGCUAGUGCUUUAUUGAAGCAUUGUUUAUAAAUUUUAUCUUGUUAUCACCGAUAACCAACAAGCCUUACUAUAACAAAAUUCACUCAGUAUUUGUCAAUUUUAGGUUUUGUUUGAAGAAAACCCUCUGGGUAUUAAGGUCAGUUGAUAUCCAAGGUUAUAAGGCUGAUAUUGGUGGCUCAGAGCAGUGAGUGUCAUUCUUUCUAGUCAUGUUUGUAUUCUUAGUCAUUCUUCACAAAAGUCAGUGAUGUAACACAAUAGGAAAUUGCAUUUUGAAAUGCAGAGUCAUACUUAGACAAUUACAGGAAAAUCUAAUAAAAAAUGGUUCCCCCUUUUUGAACUAAGGUGAUUGCCUCUUAUCUCUUGGAUAAUUAGUAUAAUUUAUACAUAAAAAGUGACUGGAAGAUAAUUUACUGAUAAGUUCACAAGUGGCCUGUGAUUACUUCCAAUAAAACUACACCUAAGAAAAACAAGAUAUACAUUACCAUUAUUCAUAACAAAGAUCUUGCCAUAGAGGAAAGCCCAUUUCCAAGAGUGAUGACAUGCAUUACAACUACCAUUGCCCUUACAUAGCCAUGUUCCAAUGGCGGAACCUUCCCCCUCACAGAAUUAGUUUUUGAUUGAUUGCUGAAAUAUUCUUGGUUGUUUAAACAAAAUAUCCCCCAAAGAAACUUAAUUGUGUAUCUUUGAUGGUACUGUAUGUACAAUAUUACAGUAGUUGUGUUUGUUCAUGUUAUGGCUAAGAAAUUUACUUCCUGUAGCAUUUAUGAGCGAAGCCAAGGUGUUCACAUCAAAUUCAGAGCUGUUUGUUUAGUAAAGUCACCUGUAACACCCAUGUGAUACUGUACAUGCAAAUUGACAAAGUUCUAACCCCCAUUAUUUUAAAUGUCCCUUUCAAUUGACCUGAGUCUUUGUGUUGACAAUCUGAAUUUUAACAAAUUUGAUUCACGAAGUACACCACACUGCAGUACUGGAUGGGGAGGCGUGGUAGUAAAAUGAAAUUAUAGUAGUGAAAUUAGUUCAUUUUACUGCUACACCUCCCCGUCAAGUGCUGUAGUGCCUUGUCCAUCACGACUCAAAUUUAUUAAAACUCAUGUUGUCAACCCAAAGACUCCAGUCGACAUAAAGGGGCAUUUAAAGCGAGGGGAUUAAAGCUAUAGAAGUCAUAUAUGAUUGCCAACUACUUGGCUUGGCUCUGUCUACAUGUCUAGUUUUAUUCAUUCUUGGUAAUAUAAUAAAUUCAGGAAAAUCGUAUUGUAAGAAAACAGAGACAACAGUUAUAGAAUCAACACACGCACACCAGUGGGUACAAGAUGUGUUAUUAUCUGUACUAAUGAUUACACUUGUAAUUAAUAUUAUCUCACAAAUAUCAAAGGUCUCUUAAACUUGGAUUUAUUCAGUUUUUGACACGAGAUGACUUAAUGAUGAAAAGCCCUUACCAUGGCCUACGCUUGUAUGCAUUCCUCAUACUGUUUAACUCCUGUGGUGUGGAAGUUGGUCAUCAGCCCUUCAUAUAAAAAGUAAUUUUUCUGAGAAGAACAUCUCUCCCUCCCCACCCCCAGCCUUUUUUUUUUUUUUUAUUUCCAUGUAUAAGUGAGAAAUACAUAUUGCAAAACAAUCUGGAUUUGGGACCAUCAUUCUGCAUGUAGUAAGUACUCAGAAGAAUUCCCAGCUUCUGAGAUGAAUCUAUUGGUUAAUAAAUAUAUAGUUAUAUUUAUUUAGUGGUGGUAUUAGACAAAACUAUACAGUAAUUGGUUGGAGACAUCAUCAGAGGUACAUUUCAAACCUAAUAUGAUUUGCCAGAGAAAGUGUUAUUCAAUAAACAUGAUUUGUCCUUGUCUUGUGAAAAGGCAAACUAAGUUUUAUUAGAUCUAUACUAAUCUCUGGUAGUCUGCUAAAUUUUUAAGCAGCUAAACCCCACCAAGACAUUUCAGAAACUCUACAUAUUGUGUAGAAGGAUUGGUAGGGAAGAGCAGACUUGAGGCAAACCUUCCUGGUGAUGAUGUUAUUGACUUGUGUGCUGUGCUUGCCCCCACUGCCUAAAAUAAAUGUUUCGGCCACACCAGGGAGCUCUGCCUCGUACUUUAUCGUAACUCAUUUAUUUGUUUUUCUAAAUCGAUUUAAUAUGCAGUGAUGUCUGUUUCUGUUUAUACACCUUACAACCUUUCUUUUAUAUUCUGUCAUAAGCUUUAUUUCACAUGUUCUUUUUUAUUAUUAAUAGUUGUUGUGCAUGAGGAAUCAUUACAGUUUAUUUGUGUUAUUUUCCUGCAGGAUUAGUUAGCUCAUGCAAUGCCAUUUGCUAUUUUGAGCCAUAGAAAUUUUUUAUAUUUUAUGAAAAGAAUUAAGUUAAAAUAUUACUAAUGUUCAGGGCUCAUUUUGGCAGAUUCAUUGCUUCCCUCCUCCCUUAAUCACAAGAUAACAAUCAGUCCGAUGAUGAUGAUGAUGUUCAUUGUUGUGGAAGUCCAUCACUCUCAUGGGAACUUAUUAUCGAUAAAUUUUAUUAUUUUCCCCUGUGACUAAAGUAUUUAUAAAAUUAUCAAUAUUAAAAAAAACAAAAAAAGAUGUAUGUGUGGUGUUAGGCUUGUUCUUUAAGAGUGGAGAAAGUCACCAACUCUUGUCACUCCCUUUAACUAUUAAGUCAGGUAUAUCCUCUUUGUUCUUACUGUUUAAGAUUGUGGUACAGUGUUCAUAGAACUAUAUUAUUAUUAUUAUGAUGAUGCACAAAAAAAGAGACAAACAUUGAAAAAUCCCUCAAGAAAUCAACAGUGCAGAGAAGGUUCCGAAUAUGUCUUAGAGUAGAGCAUAUCCCUGUGUAAUAAUUGUCUGAAUAUUAUAUUGUAAUGUAAUGUAUAUGGUAUAUUAAAAACCCAUCCUCUCAUGUUUGGUAUAAGAUUGACCGCUCACUUUUGUACAGUGUAUUUGCUUCUCUAGAUAGUAAAUUAAUAUUAAUUAUAUUAAUGACAUUUACAUUUUAAGAGAGGAGAAGAUAUCCGUAACUCUCCUCGAGAACUGUCUGUUGGCGAAUAACUGUCGAUCUGUCGCUAUCUGGGGCAAUGCCACGCAAGGAGAAGUAUUUUUAUUUAUGACUAACCUUUGCAAAAUAAAUGUACAUUUCAUUUGGA